UUUUAGGGGCCUGCAAGAAACGAAAACGAAGCAUGUAGGUUAGCUUAUUUGCUACGUUUUCAACCUAUUUACAGUACAUCCGAAGCAGGUGCAGCUUAACUAUAUGAGAAAUAAAUAAUCCGUUUUUAAUCGAUCUUGCAGAUGUGAGUCUCAGAAUGCAGCUGUCGAGUGCGAACCUUGCUAAGGGAUCGUCUUAAAAUGUGUGCAAGGAAAUAAACGUUGAGGUGCGUAACUCGGCAGCAGACUUCAGUGAAACCGGAGGGAUGCCUGCAGCAGAGAGCAACCAUGCACUGCGUGUCCUGUCCUCCCUGAACCAGCAGAGGGCAGUAGGGAGGUUUUGUGAUGCGGUGUUAAAUGUAGGAGACAGGGUGGUCCACUUGGCCCAUCGCAACAUCCUUGCCUGUUUCAGUGAACUGUUCCAACAGUCCAACAUGCCCACUGCACCGUGCACGGAAUUCUGCCUGCAGGAGUGUCCCACUGACGGUCUGGAGCUGCUCCUGAACUUUGUCUACACCGGAGAACUGAAGUUGGAUCCGGACAACCUCGAGAAGGUGCAGCAUGCAGCGGCCAGCCUCUGUGUGCCAGAAGCACUCACACUCUGUAAUCAGUUCAAGGAAACUUCUGUGGAUCCUGUGCCUCUGAAGCGCAAAAGGGGCAGACCUAGAAAGUCUACAUCAGACACAACCCCUUAUUCUUCAGUCAAAGAAGAGAACUUGCUUACAAUCACAAAAGAUGAGUGCAGCCUUGAUACUGCCACUGCCAAUUGUAGCAUGGCCGCCACUACCACCACCACCCGCUCUGGUCGUGUAGUGAAGGGCCCCAGGCGACUGGUGACUGUCGAGGGCCCCACCACAGAUUUUACAGCCCCAGAAAAAGUCAGCAAGAAGGCUCUGCUUAUACCCAUUGAGACAGAAAGUGGUGAUGAUGUUGAGGGGAACCGAAACCCAGAUCAUCCAACUGGUGAAACCGAGAUAACUGACUUGCAGAUUGACAUAAAUGAUAACGGUGUCAGCCAGGUAUUGGAGGAAGAAGAAGAAGAAGAGGACGAUGUGGGGGAUUUUGAGGGGAUCCCUGAAGACACCGAUGAGGAGUAUGUGCCUGUUGAAGAGCCCCUUUCCUCAGCCCCGUCAACAUCAAAGGCACGGAAGUGCAAAGUCCAGAGUAAAAUGGACCAAAACAAGAACAGUGAGGCUAUGGAAGAAGACUCCAAGAAGGAUUCUGUGCAGUGUCCCAUCUGUGACAAAUCCUUCAAGAGCAAAUACUAUCUCAAAGUCCACAACAGGCGGCAUACAGGGGAGAGGCCCUUUGGCUGCCUUAAGUGUGGAAAGAGGUACUUCAGGAAGGAGAAUCUUUUGCUCCAUGAGAUCAGAGACUGUGCUAAAGUACAGACGUACACCUGUGUGACAUGCUCCUCAACGUUUAACGGAAAAGAAGCGCUACGUUUGCACGUUGUGUCCCACACAGGGAAUAUGCCCCACAAGUGUUCAAUAUGUCCUGAACAGUUUAUGCACAAGAAAAACUUGACAAUUCACAUGAUGAAGGUCCAUGGUUAUCCCAAACCACAUCCAUGUCCGCAGUGUCCUAAAACAUUCUUAACUCGGUCAGAGCUGCGUGUGCACGAAGCAGCCAAACAUCGAGGCGAAAAGCCGUUUGUGUGCGAGGAGUGUGGCCAUCGAGCCUCUAGUCGAAACGGCCUGCAGAUGCAUAUUAAAGCCAUCCACAGAAAUGAGCGCCCUUUUGUAUGUAACAUAUGUGGCCAUGCGUUCUCCCAGAAGAACAACCUAAACAUGCAUCUGCGUAUACACAGUGGUGAGAGGCCCUACCAAUGUCACCUCUGUGGCAAAACCUUCAGGACGCAAGCCAGUCUAGAUAAACACCACCGGACCCACACUGGUGAGCGUCCUUUUAGCUGUGAUGUUUGUGAGCAGCGCUUCACAGAGAAAGGAGCCCUCAUCCGCCACAAGGCCAGCAAACACGAGGAGGGCCGCCCCCACUGUUGUCACAUCUGUGGCAAAACCUUCAAAGCGAGGGAGCAACUUCGUGUUCACCUGCGUCGCCAUAAGGGCAUGAGGAAGUUUGAGUGCAUCGACUGCGGCUACAAGUUUACUCGACAGGCACACUUGCGACGACACAUUCAAAUCCACAAACGCACGGAGAACUACAACCCCCGGCAGAGAAAACUAAGGAACGUUAUAGUGCAGGAAGUGGACGGCGAGAGUCCUGGUGAGAACGAAGCAACGAAGGAAGUGCAGGACGCAUUGAUCGCCGAGGAGACCACUGACGAACAGGAAUCUACAAACGCAGAGCCUGACUCGGGGACAGGCCUCACUUCUAGUUGCAUAGUGGGGGUGAUGAUUGAGUCGAGCAGCGUGGUAAUGGAGGCCGUGGUGUCCAACCAGAACCUGGGACAUGUCGAGGCGGCAGAGAGUUUCUCUGUGCCAGACGUCUUGCAGCAAACACAGCUGGUCACUGAGGCGUACGAGUCCACGAUGGACAUGGAGGAAAUGGUUGAGAAUAUACCAGAGACUAAGACCUGAAGGACCAGAGACUGUGUGUGUGUGUGCAACCCACUCAGAGUGGACGUUACUGUGAAGACCACUUCCUGAAUGAGAAGCACCUACAUGUGAUGAAAAGACAUUUGGCCUUACAGUUCCAAAGAUGACACUGCAACAUAGUCAGCUACUGUUGACUUUCCAGCCAUGAAAGAGAAGAAGAGCAGCAAGUCAUUCUCAUGCUUUUAGUAGUUAACUGUAAAUGAACCGCAUGCGUGUGAAGGAUACAUGAAUGUGAAACCAUGCUUUUGCAGCUAGACUCUGGAAAAUCUAAUAAACUAUCCUUGGUGCAGCAUAUUUUGGGAAAUUGUCUUUCACGAUGAGAAGAUUGCUACCACUCACAUAUCUGUUCUUUAAAUAUAAUGUUCACACUACGAGUGACAAAAGCAGCAAAACGUUCCAAGCCUUAAUUGGAAUGAAGACUUUACACAAAUUAUGAUUUUAUUUGUUAAAAUAUACAGUAUAUAUAAUGUAUAACCUUUAUAAGUGUACGCAUUAGCUUCCUCUUGCUAUUUAUAAAACUCUUUUCACACUCUGCUGCAACCAUUGUCCACUGCUUACAAGAAAUUCAUGAGCAGCCCGCUAAGAGCUCAUCAAAUGUGACUCCAGCCUGCAGUUUAAUUUAUGGUAACCACACUGUAAACAUUUUACAAACACAGUACGUGAGGUUACAAAAUCGAUUCAACACCACAAACUUGUAUGAAAACUAAGACAACGAUAAAAACGAUGCAUAAACAAUACCAUACAAACAUUAAAGCUAAAAUACAUAACAAAUUGAGAUUCUUUCGCACUUCCAGUUACUGGCGACCCAUCACCCACAUUUAUGAAGAGUUACUUUUCUUAAUGCAACUGAAAGGCGGGAACCUCGUAAGCAACCACAGCACAAAUAUAUCCUUAAAUAAACAUGAAAAACAUUAAAAUGUCCG
Molecule: messenger RNA, 3478 nt
Organism: Anarrhichthys ocellatus (wolf-eel)
Lineage: Eukaryota; Metazoa; Chordata; Actinopteri; Perciformes; Anarhichadidae
Gene: zbtb48
Product: zinc finger and BTB domain containing 48
Exons: 11
Coding region: 264-2537 (757 amino acids)
Biological process (GO): regulation of gene expression
Cellular component (GO): nucleus
Molecular function (GO): protein binding
Source: RefSeq, a predicted model, not a curated record